AUGGACGAGAUAGGGGCUCAGUCUUCAGACAGCGAUAUCCGCCGCUCGAUAUCACGCCAAAGGACCGAGCCGACUUGGAGAGGCGUCUUGGUUCUUAUGGCCAGGAUCCUUGGGCGCAAGGAUCACUGGAUGGAGCUGGCUGACUGGGACACCUCUACCGACGAGCAGGCAAGUUGCAAGUCUCAGGUAGUUUCCAGUGGGAAGACAGGUACCGACCGGUCGUCAGGACCGGGAGUAGGCUCCCUGGGAGCACAAGGGGGAGUUGAGGAAGGGGGGUCCGGGGCCCAAGACAGCAAGACGGUAUUAGUCGUGGCUGUAGGUCGCACAGCUGCCGCGGUAGUAUGCACGACGAGGCAUGGAAAGCGUCAAACACGACAUCACUUCCACCACUUCAAGGUACUACAAGACCGUGGAAACGCCACACUAGAGGGCGGCCGGAGCAGACUGGCCAAUGUUGUCUGCAAGCUGGAAACAAGCAAAGCUCGCACCGCAGAUGCUGUUGAUGCUGGCGGGGUGUCGCACUCCAAGCGUUUGAUGCGCGUCUGGGAACGGACCCAGGCGCAGCGUUCCGACAGCCUGUCCGUUAACGUUAUGUCGCGUAUACAAGUCACACUCAAGGAUGUGGACCCGCUCGUCGUCCUAUCUGGUGCUCUAUAUAGCAUUCUUCGCUUCCACUUUCCUCAACUGUCCGUUAAUAAGGUCAAUACCUGA
Messenger RNA from Chaetomium strumarium, 711 nucleotides. RefSeq lists its product as uncharacterized. The coding region runs from base 1 to 711 and encodes 236 amino acids. The record is from RefSeq and is a predicted model, not a curated record. The transcript is spliced from 10 exons. NCBI's taxonomy places the organism in Eukaryota, Fungi, Ascomycota, Sordariomycetes, Sordariales, Chaetomiaceae.